Adineta ricciae is the source of this 396-nucleotide messenger RNA. The record is from the annotation of a GenBank genome assembly. NCBI's taxonomy places the organism in Eukaryota, Metazoa, Rotifera, Eurotatoria, Adinetida, Adinetidae.
AUGUAUGAAACAGAUCAUGUUCAAGAUGGAUUCUGCCUAUUCUAUUAUGUACAGGAUGAUAUUGUUGGAUAUAGGAAACCAUAUAUCCUUGCUCAUCAAACAAUAUCGUAUUGUCUUCGAUCAUCAGGAGAUAACAUUCUCAUUCCGAAUUUCAAUUUCGAUCCCAGGUCGAACAAUCCCAUACUCGGAUCCCACCGGAUCCCAUCGAAUCCUAUCGGAUCCAAUACUGAAUUUUACCGGAUCCUACAGGAAUUCGACGGAUCCGAUGCAAUCCUGGUGACGGAAUCGCAUUGGAUUCCGACGGUCUCGGAUCCGAUCGGAUCCUACGUCGGAUCUCGUCGGAACCGAAACAUGGAUUUCCUGGAUUUUCUAAGGGCCAUCAUAGAAUAUAGCUAG